AUGGCCGACAUUAAUGUUGACGUCCUCGUCAUCGGUGCUGGCCCGACCGGUCUGGGAGCCGCCAAGCGUCUCAAUCAGCUGCUCUACGAUGUCGGCGGUCACGUCAUUUUCUCCCACUACAAGUACUUCGACGACUGCAUUGACGAGGCUCUCCCCAAGGAGGAUGACUGGUACACCCACCAGCGCAUCUCCUACGUCCGCUACAAGGGCCUCUGGGUCCCUUACCCCUUCCAGAACAACAUCUCCAUGCUUCCCAAGGAAGACCAGGUUCUGUGCAUGGACGGUCUCAUUGACGCCGCCCUCGAGGCUCGUGUCUCCAACACCAAGCCCAAGGACUUUGACGAGUGGAUCGUUCGCAACAUUGGAGAGGGUAUUGCCAACAUCUUCAUGCGUCCUUACAACUACAAGGUGUGGGCUGUUCCCACCACCAAGAUGCAAUGCGCCUGGCUCGGCGAGCGUGUCGCUGCGCCCAACCUGAAGCUUGUGACCAAGAACGUUGUCCUGAACAAGAUUGCUGGCAACUGGGGUCCCAACGCGACCUUCCGCUUCCCCGCCCGCGACGGCACUGGUGGCAUCUGGAUUGCCGUUUCCGACACCCUCCCAGAGGACAAGAAGCGCUACGGCAAGAAGGGUGAGGUCGAGAAGGUCGACGCCGAGGGCAAGGUCGUCACCCUCAGCGAUGGCACCACCAUCAAGUACAACAAGCUCAUUUCCACAAUGGCUGUUGACUCACUUGUUGAGAAGAUGGGCAACCAGGAGCUCAUCAGCCUUUCCAAGGGCCUCUACUACUCUACCACGCAUGUCAUUGGCGUCGGUCUGCGUGGCGCGAGGCCGGAGCGCAUUGGUGACAAGUGCUGGCUCUACUUCCCUGAAGACAACUGCCCCUUCUACCGCGCCACCAUCUUCUCCAACUACUCGCCUUACAACCAGCCUCAAGCCAGCGAGAAGCUCGCGACGCUGUACCUGGCCAAUGGCACCAAGGCGGCGUCGACCGAGCCCAAGGAAGGCCCCUACUGGUCCAUCAUGCUGGAGGUGUCCGAGUCUUCGAUGAAGCCCGUCGACCAGGAGAACCUCCUCAAGGACUGUAUUCAGGGUCUUAUCAACACGGAGAUGAUCACCGCGGAGGAUGAAAUCGUCUCGACCUACCACCGUCGCUUCGACCACGGUUACCCCACUCCCUCUCUCGAGCGUGAGGGCGUGCUUAAGGACCUGCUGCCCAAGCUGCAGGACCUGGACAUUUACUCGCGCGGUCGUUUCGGCAGCUGGAGGUACGAGGUCGGCAACCAGGACCACUCCUUCAUGCUCGGUGUGGAGGCCGCGGACAACAUUGUCAACGGCGCCGUCGAGCUGACGCUCAACUACCCCGACUUUGUCAACGGCCGCGCCAACACGGAGCGUCGCCUGGAGAACUUUGUUGUCGCGCCCACAUCUACCCAAACCAACGGCGCCAAGGAGCUGCCGACGAGGGAGCGUGCCGCGUCCAAGGCCUCGCAGCCCGCACACAGCCGCAAGUCGUCGAAGCAGGUCCAGUAG
Messenger RNA from Verticillium alfalfae VaMs.102, 1533 nucleotides. RefSeq names its product UDP-galactopyranose mutase. The transcript is spliced from 4 exons. Bases 1 to 1533 code for a protein of 510 amino acids. The record is from RefSeq and is a predicted model, not a curated record. Lineage: Eukaryota; Fungi; Ascomycota; Sordariomycetes; Glomerellales; Plectosphaerellaceae.